Messenger RNA from Betta splendens (Siamese fighting fish), 1772 nucleotides. It is a transcript of the gene pcmt1, whose product is annotated as protein-L-isoaspartate (D-aspartate) O-methyltransferase. Gene Ontology annotation, cellular component: cytoplasm. Gene Ontology annotation, molecular function: protein-L-isoaspartate (D-aspartate) O-methyltransferase activity. Lineage: Eukaryota; Metazoa; Chordata; Actinopteri; Anabantiformes; Osphronemidae. The transcript is spliced from 8 exons. The coding region runs from base 96 to 902 and encodes 268 amino acids. Gene Ontology annotation, biological process: protein modification process. The record is from RefSeq and is a predicted model, not a curated record.
UCGUACAUCUAAGCAGAUUCAGUUUUGUGUGAAAUGGAGCAGUUGUUUGCCGGGGUGCACACUCUGGAGGCCGCCCUGCAGUAAACCGGUCGUGGAUGUCUGACGCGUCCGCCGCUCCGCCGUCUCCUCUGGAGGUUGUCAGCUUCGUUGGGAAAACCGUCGGCGCAGGCGCGGCACUGACAGCUGCUGUCUACUUACUCCGCAAAGUGUGUUUAAUAAUGGCCUGGAAAUCUGGGGGAGCCAGCCACGCAGAGCUGGUCAACAACCUCCGCAAAAAUGGUAUAAUUAAGUCUGACAAGGUCUUCGAAGUGAUGCUUGCCACAGACCGAGCGCAUUUCUCUAGGUGUAAUCCCUACAUGGACUCGCCUCAGUCAAUAGGCUAUCAAGCAACGAUCAGCGCGCCGCACAUGCACGCCUACGCCCUGGAGCUUCUACACGACCAGCUCUACGAGGGAGCCAAAGCUCUGGACGUGGGCUCCGGCAGUGGAAUCCUGUCCGUUUGCUUCGCACGAAUGGUAGGUCCUAAAGGGAAAGUUAUAGGAAUUGAACACAUCAAAGAGCUGGUAGAUGAUUCUAUAAACAAUGUGAAGAAAGAUGACCCCAGUUUGAUAACGUCAGGCCGAGUCAAGCUAGUAGUGGGAGACGGGCGCAUGGGCUACACGGAGGAGGCGCCGUACGACGCCAUCCACGUCGGCGCCGCCGCCCCCAACGUCCCCCAAGCCCUUCUGGACCAGCUGAAGCCCGGCGGCCGGCUCAUUCUGCCCGUCGGCCCGGCAGGAGGGAAUCAGAUGCUGGAGCAGUACGACAAGCUGGAGGACGGCAGCACCAAAAUGAAGCCCUUGAUGGGGGUGAUUUAUGUGCCUUUAACAGACAGAGACAAGCAGUGGUCCAGGUGGAAGUGACUUCCUUCUCCCUCCUCUCCCUCUCUCCUUCUCACAGUGGCAAAGGGAUGAACUUUGAAGAGGACAGCCCAUAAUCCACCUUUACUUUUGAACCUGGAGGAGACUCGGAUGGGGGUCAGUCGACCCUUGACCUUUUGUUCAAAGCGUAACAAAACAUGCUCUUUUUGUUUAACGAUAGAAAACCACACGGACGACAGCGCAGCUCAGCUGCUCAGACUGCUCCACGCUCGGCUCGCGAAGGGAGAGGGGGUUUGGUUUUUGGUUUUUCUUUUCAAGCCUGCAUCUUUGGUUCUGUUUUAUUUCAAAGCUGGAUUUUAGUUUUUUCGUGGUUUCAUCUUUGAAUUGCCGUCAGCCAAUUUUACAGUAUUACGUUACAGCAACGUCGAAGCUGAAUGUGGCCGGAGCGCGACGCUGGGGACAUCUUUAGAAAAUCCACCUAGCUACAGUGUGUGCAUCAUCUAACUGUAGAGCUCCCUGCUAACACAUGAGCUUUCCCCCUGCCAGCAAUAUUAACACUCAGUGGCUGACGCCACCCACACCCUGUUUGACGUGCACACAUAGAACACGCAGAGCAUGGAUCACGGCGAGCCCACAGACACGCUCACAUCCAGGCCCGUGCUUCCACUUGGUGACGUGUUGCUUUCCAUUCAUUUGUGCAGGCUGUUCUGGUGACUGAUAAUAAAUGGAAUAGUCACUGCUUUGCCAAAAUAAACUCCAACAAUAUAAAGCAAAUGAAUGUCUCUGUUCUUGAAAAUGAAAACAUGACAUUUAAUGAAGCACAUUUUAUUUUGGGUGAUGUAAGUGUUGGGUGGUAUUUGGCUUUCACAGUUUCUAGAAUGACAAAUGGAAAUAAAGAGAUGCUUAUGUUUU